UGUAGACACACGUGUAUGUUGCUUUACAUCUGUCUGUCAGUCCUUCCCCCGACCUGUGUUUCCUCUUCUCCUCUGCUACUGUCCUGUCUCUAAUAUGGGGCUGUGGAUGCUGUUAUGCGCAAAUGGAUGAAUCAAUGUGUUUGUGAGAGUUUACAUAUUAACAACAUGACUAAAUGAAAGAGACAAGUAACCUCCAUGGGCUCCCCUACCUACACUCGUGAUCGAUGGAAAGUAUUAUGAGGCCCAUUUUGUAAAGCUAUACAUAAGUUAUUUUGAUAAGUAAGCAGCAGUGUUUGAGCUUGACCUCUACAUACUGUUUAUUCACUCGAAAAUGGCAGUUUGACCAAAAUAAUCUUACCCCAAGUCCUUUUCCUCAGUGGAUGGAGUUUGCUUGGUUGUUAUUACUUGACCUAAUUCUCCCACUUUAUCCAACACAUUAUGCCUGCCUGGGAGGAGAACUCACACAAAAAAAAUUAGUGUAACACAGAUAUCAGCAUCUUAUCAGUGGACCAUCGACUCAUCCCCCGACCUAAAGACCAGGAUGAAAUGAGAAGGGAAGAUCAAGACAAAGCUGCAUUUCGGAAAAAUGACAUGGAAGCCAGAACGAGACUGAGAGCUGACAUAAAGGAGGUGAAGCUGGAGGAAACUCAACACAAAGAUAGGUUGCAGGCAAUCCAGGAUAUCAGCGCCCCAAGGUUGUGUAAGUCAAUGUUGCCAGAUGAGCUCAAUAUGGUUUAUGAUCAUUUUGAUCUCCUCAAUAAAGAGUCAUCAAGGGACUAUAACUGCCUUCAGUUGCACAACCCUGUGUGGUACCAUUACUAUAAACUAUCCUCCUUUGCUGGUAGAGGUCAUAGGUCAUGGACUAGUAGAUGGCUGAAGAAUGAUCAGGGUGGACGUUCACAACAGAAACGUUGUACUUACCUAAUAAAAUAAAAACAAUUGAUCAAACUCCACCUGCUGAGGAAAACCUUUGUAAAUCCAACCUGAAGCUGUAAAAAACUAAAACGAGUGCCUGUUGUUUUGAAUAUUCUCUGCAUUUGGACUCUGCUGCCUCAGCAUACCCAGAGAAGGUUCUGGAGCUCUGAAUGACCCAGCCGUAGGGCCAGGAGCUCGAGACCCUGUGUGCUUGGGGGGCUGGUUGGGUGAUUUGCUUGCUGCUGUCUCCGCUGAAAUACUUCUGUCUGUACAGUCUGUGUGAUUUUCAUGUGUGUUGCUGUUACUGCUGCUUGGUUCAGGAGGACAUGUUAGACCUUCAGCUCCAGCGUAACCUGGAUUACUUAGACCAGCAGGUGCUCCAGGGAAGCCAUCUAAUUGGCACGGUUACUCGAAUGGUGAAGCGCUCGUCCUCAGCAGCAAAGCUCUGUGUACAAGUGCCGCCUUUCCAUGAUGUCUACAGCAGAGAGUUAUAUCCUACACUGAAGCUCAACGAGAUUGAAACCAGCAAACUCUUGGGUAGGCUGUGUGAGCAGAACCGAAUUCUGAAAGACCACGAGGCUGUUGUUCACAGGCUGAGAAUGGACAAGGAUAGCCUAGAGGAGGCGCUGGUUGGGACACAUCAGGAGAUGGAGCUGUAUCAUAACCCUCCUUUGGCCAUUGAAAAGCUGCAGUACAAAAAGGACACUUUGCAGAACCAACUGAUCAACAUCAGAGGGGAACUCUCUCAGGCCUCCAGUGCUUUAACCACCACUCGUAUGGAGUUUGAAGCAUUAGAGGAUGAGGCCAAUGCCAUUCAUGGAGAUCUUUGGGAGCAGCUGAACGCAGGAGGGCAGAGCGAGCUGGUUCGUCGGCACAUCCAGAAAGAGUUUUGGAGAGUCCAGGAUGUGUUAGAGGGACUGCACAAGAAUAACUCAUCCAGAGGCACUGACACAGCCAAGCACAGAGUGGCCAGCGGUGCUUCAGGCUCCUUUAGCACCAAUAGUCCAGCCAGUCCCCUGAGCUCAGUAAGCAUCACCAGCCCACUCAGCCCCUUCUCCCCAGUGCCCGGCUCCCAGGCUUCCCCCACCAAACAGCUGGGCCCGGAGGAAAGUGUUCCCCCAAGGCCUCCCCUCCCUAAGUCCUAUUACCCUUUGGAACCCUCCCCCACCUUCCCCCCCUCCAUCCCCGCCCUGCCCUUUGACAGCACCGCCUGGCUGCGCAGCUUGGGCGUCGACGAUGGUUAUCUUGAUGGUGAAGACUGUCACAGCAGAAAGCUCAUCAGUGACAUGCAGGACCAGGACAGACAAUCCACUUUGAAUAAAGUUGGCAUUGUGCCUCCUAGAACAAAGUCCCCGACCGCAGAGUCCCACAGCCGCUCUGCUGCAGUGAGCUGGAGAGUUCCCAAUGGAAUAUCGAGGGAGCGUCCAAAGAGCGCUGUGUUUCCUGCAGAGCUCAAAUCCAAAAUGAGUGUGGAGGAGCAGAAUGAGCGAAUCCGACGAAACCAAAGCAGCUCUAUGAGGGACAAGAGGAGGAGUCUGAUCCUCUCCGGAGGCCAGUCUCCAGCCAACUACAAAGUGAUUCGAAGGCGGCUGACCGCUCAUGAGAUUGACAUUAAUGACCUGGAGUUGGCAGUGCGAGGUCAGGGUCUGGAGUCUCCUCGGGAGGAAAUCGCUCGCCUGAGGCAGCCGUACCACCUGGACAUCAGCAGGGAGCUUCUGACUCCUGACAAGGUUCUGAUCCCGGAGCGCUACCUGGAUGUGGAGGACAGCCCCCCGCUGAGCCCCGAGGAGCAGAGGGAGAAGCAGAAGAAACUUGAGCGGAUCAAGACCCUCAUCGCUAAAUCCAAUCUGCAGAACAUGGUGCCCCUGCUGGACGGGCCGGUGGAGGGGGGGGCGGGGAGCUCCCAGCAGCAGCUGCAGGAGCAGGAGAAGCGCAUCGAGAUCUCCUGCGCCCUGGCUGCCGAGGCGUCGCGCCGCAGCCGCCUCCUCUCCGCACAGUGCGCCCCCAGUCCCCCCACCUCCACGACCAGCCUGGCCCACCCCCCUUCCUCUUCUGACUUCCCUAACUCCGCCCACACCAUGAAGGCGUGAGUAGUACAAGCUCAAGCCCUGGUGGCUGUCAAGUUUGAUGGAGCAUCUUUCUGAGGACUGCACAAACACAACAAUGAAGAUGGCCCCCGGACAAAUGACUUUUUUCUGUCACCUAAACUGAGCUACCACAAAAGCAGGGAACGCUGUCUAAGGAGGAAAGAGAGCUAAUGCAAAGCUGAGAGGAAGCUAUGUAGAACUGUGGAAGGCUCCAGAUCUCUCGCCAGCCUUGAGGUGUAAGAUAUUGCAAAAAUAAUUGUGCUCAGGACAUAUUUUACAAAGUAGAUAUUAAGGAUGACCAUGUUGGUAAUGAUAUAUUUUACACUCAUAAGGACAACAUGUCAGUACUACUGUUCAGUGUUGAUCAUUUUACAAGGGAAACUGCACAUGAGAGGCCCAAUGAGGAGGGACAAGGAAAGACCUGCAGAAAUAACCAAGUCCAGGUAGAGGCCAGCGACCGGGACUAACCCUAAUAGUAGAGGCUUUGAACCUGCUUCUGGACAAUGUUCAUUAUCUUCUAAUGUCCAUAUCAACCCGGGAGAAACACACCAGGUCUGGAGGCGCAGUGAGGAGUGGUACUAGUGACAGACUGAGGGCAUUCCCCUACACACGAUAUACGGACAUUUUGAGAACUGAGCAAAAUAAGAGUGAAUCCUCCCUUCUCUUGUAAGAAGCUGACAACUCACUGUGAUGCCUGUUUACCUAGACCUCCACCGACCCCCCAACACACACACACACACACACACACACACACACACACACACACACACACACACACACACACACACACACACACACACACACACACACACACACACACACACACACACACACACACACACACACACACACACACACACUCUAUAAACCUUCUCUGCUGUUAUAUAAGCUUAUGUGCAAACAUUAGCAUUACUUUAAACAAACAUUAUGGAAGCCCUUUACUCAUGUCCUGGUAGAAGUGUUCCUGAUCCCUGAUAUAUUCCAAGAUGAAUAGUUCUGUAAGGCAUCAGGUGAAGCAGAUGUGGUGUAGUCGGCACGCUUGCAUUCUGUUCAGAUCAGGCCGGACACAUGCGGUUGAUCAAAUGUUUGUCACACAGAAAGCAUGAUGUAGGCUGAACCCUUUUCUUCCAUGAAAGAGUCCACUCUCUGCUCACUGCCAUCGCUGCAGUGCCAUUGAUCCAGGUAGGCUGUUUGUAGGUCACAUUACAUUUAGUUGUACUCUUGCCAAGGAGGAACAUCAAAGUAGUGUGCACAGCAAGGCUGGGAAACAAUCACCUUGCUCUGUGCCCUAUGUAUCUGCUCUUUAGUGUGGAAGCCAGUCAGAUUGUAAAGAUGAAAUCCUUACCUUUGGUUGAUUUGUCUUCUGUGCAUGGUGGAGUUUACACAUCUACUGUUGUAUGUUUUCCCCAAUGUUGUGAGUCACAGAUUAUGAUAAAGAGCCUACCACCAGGUGGAUUACAUUCUUAGGUAUACUAUAUUCACUUUUACAAUAGUAUUUUCAAAACAUAAAACCGUCACAAUCUUCUCCCCUGGAUGUAGGCAACAUCUGACCCUCAAAGGAGAGACAGGACUUGCUCUAAGACAAGGUUUCAUAUGAGUCCAGAAGCCUUUUCCUCAUAUAACAUUUCAGGAUACCUUCAACCAUGGCACUUUGGUUUAUAACUUUAGUUUUGACAGAGAUGAUCCAACCUCUCAUCUACACACACAGAUGGUGGCCAUCUGGUUACACAAGGAAACAUGUGCACAGAUUCCAGCAGGAAAUGUGAUGAGAUCCUGGACUCUUGAACACUGACACAGCGGUGCUCCACACGGACCUCUACUCUGUAACCUGCUCGACAUGAACAUGGUAGUUCUGACCUGUGUUGGAACGAAAUAUUGGGAAGACUUUUGUGAUCAAAUUCAGUGGGCCUUCACGUAGUGCUCAAGAAAUUCCCAAACGCUUGUCUGCAGAUGUAUAGGUAAAGUAUGUUGCUUGUCAAUUGUACCGUGUAUGUGGAAAGUAAACAUAGAAGUGACCUUAGAAGAAUAACUGCUAGAAAGCACUUGUCUGUGUUGAGAGGAGUUAGCUGAUGAUGCAGUCAGAGGAUGAUAUGCUGGAAAACAAUGUCAUGUAACAUAUCCCAACAACAUGUCAUGCAGUGCCAUAAAUCUGAACAUGAUGAAUGGACAUGUUAUGGACAUGGAGGAAAUGCAAUGAUGUCUACACAGUGGCUUUAAUUGGAACCCCAAUAAUUAAUAAGGAAAUCACUCAUUUCGCUUGUUUUUCUUAACUAUUCAAGUACUUAUUGGAGUUCAUUCCAUUUAAUGUUAAAACACUUUUUUUACAAAUUCAACAAUUCCAUUCGCCAAUCAUGUUUUAAUGCCAUUUCCUUGUGUGCAUUUGAAACCACUGAUACAGCAGAUUAUUGACACGACAGGGUGGUACUGGUGACUACACUACAUGUGCUGGUAAUUUAUUUGUAUUAUCUUUCAGUGUGUCGCACAGAAAGGCCCAAACAUUUUCUAAAUGUCUUCACACACACACACACACACACACACACACACACACACACACACACACACACACACACACACACACACACACACACACACACACACACACACACACACACACACACACACACACACACACACCUCUCUUUUUAAUGUGUAUGUUAUUGAUGCUAUGUUUGCCCUCACACACUUCAAGGUUCAAGUAACCUGCCUUUGUAUAAAGCUGUUCUUAUUGAGACAAUAUGGCAAAGACAUUUAAAAAAUACUUUUACGCUGAAACCAUUAAAAGCACUACGCAAAUAAUGAAACACGGAUUUAAGAGAACACUUCUAUUUUUUCUUAUGUUUCUUUUAGAAAGGGAAUGCAUUCAAAAGAGGCAGAUCAUAUUUUUUUAGAUGCAUGGAUAUUCAAUGACAAGUUGACAGGUAACAUUUGUACACUAAAUUACGUUUUACAUUUUUCACAAAAAAGACUUUAUUUUAUUGCUCUGCAGGAAUGUUUUCAGGAGCAGAACAUAGAUAUUUUUUGAUAAAUUUGAAUCUGAUGUGUUAAGAAAUGACAGGUGGUGACCAAUAUUUGAUACUAGAUGUAGCAUUUGUGGAUUGAGAAGAAAAAUAAUAUAAACACGUACAUUACUUUAAUGUACUAUUUUUUAUUUCAGUUAAGCAUAUCCUACUUUGACAUAUAACCAUUGCUAUUUUGCUGGAAAAUAGACUCUGCUUGAACUAUGCAAAUUAUUUAAAAUGUAUAGACACAUAACCUGCUUGCUUCAGAAAAAAAAUGCAAUAAAGUGAAUGUAUCAAAAUAAUGUGUUUCUCUACAUGCUUCUGGAUUUAUCAAAGUAUUUUGGAGAAUAAAGUGCAAACUAAA
Molecule: messenger RNA, 6365 nt
Organism: Gymnodraco acuticeps
Lineage: Eukaryota; Metazoa; Chordata; Actinopteri; Perciformes; Bathydraconidae
Gene: plekha6
Product: pleckstrin homology domain containing, family A member 6
Exons: 17
Coding region: 1242-3005 (587 amino acids)
Source: RefSeq, a predicted model, not a curated record